This is a messenger RNA of Vigna unguiculata (cowpea), 1850 nucleotides long. RefSeq lists its product as uncharacterized. The record is from RefSeq and is a predicted model, not a curated record. Lineage: Eukaryota; Viridiplantae; Streptophyta; Magnoliopsida; Fabales; Fabaceae.
UAUGUAGCACUUCUGCAUUGAACCGAACUAAAAACAACAACACUAGCAAGAAAACCACUGAUAAACCAACCACUGAUAAACCUUUUUGUUUUUUUUUGUUUCGAUGCUCUCUGUCGCGAAACGGUUUCAGCUUCGGCCCCUGACGACGCCGUUUCUCGGGCAGCUCCGGUACGCCCGAACGCGGCCAAAGUCGCCGCCGGUGGCGCUGAGGAAGACGGAGGAGCGGUCGGAGUGGUGGGCGGUGGACGGCGAAAUGCACGAGAUCGGCGAUCACGUGCCGCUACGUGAGCGCUUCGUGAUCCCCCGAGAAAACAUCCCCAACAAGCGCCGCAAGCAGCUUAGAGAACAAUUCAUGCGCCGAACACGCCUCGUUCUUAAGGAAUCCGAGCAUGAUCCUUGGUGUAAAAGGUACAUGGAACUGUAUAAUGAACUUAGAGAAAAUUGGGAGAGGCUUUAUUGGGAUGAGGGUUACUCCAAAAAGCUUGCUCAGGAUCAUGCGAACUAUGAGUCUGCUGAAGAUGAUGAUAGGGAUUUCUCCCCAUACAGGAGUAGAAGACCUCAGCCUCAGAUGGAGUAUAGUAAGGACCAGGCUUUUGGAAGAAACAGACAACCUGAUAACUUGGAGAAAGUUAGCGUUCUUCGGGAUAAAUUUGAGUAUGACCGAGAGAGAAGAAUGAGAGAAAAAGGAACACGGACUUUGAAGUACAACAAGGACUUUGUGGACCAAUGACAAAGGCAAGCGCUAAGAAAGCCAAUGAAGCUCGAAUUGGUUCAAAUUCACAUAUGGAAGAAUUGAAGCCCAAAUUGGUCAACUACUUAAUUCAAUUUGAGGAAUAAAGAUGAUGGGUGGACUGAUUUACAAGACAAGACCCAUUUUCUAUUUUUGCUUUGCAUUUUUAUUUAUUCCAGUAUAAUAGUUUCAUAUGGAUCUUGAUGAGUUUUGGGUCAGUUUUUUUAAUUUAUUCCUAUGUAAUAGUGUUCAGUGGGGCUUUUAUUCUGGUGGAUAGUGGGAAUUAGUUCCUAUUGGAUAUUUAAUUUAGUGGGAAUUAAUUAUCCACUAGAAUAAAACCCCACUAACUAUUAUAAUGGCUCAUGAAGCCUGUAAAACAAAAACUGACCCAAAACAUACCAAAAGUCAUGAAAUAAUAACAUACAAAAUUUCAAAGGAAAAAUAGAAAAUGGGCUGUCUUUCAAAUCAGUCCAUCCAUCAUCUUUAUUCCUCAAGUUUAAUUAAGUAGUUGACCAAUUUGGACUUCAAUUCUUCUAUAUGUGAAUUUGAACCAAUGUGGAUUUAUUUGCUUUCUUAGUACUUGUCCUUGUCAUUGGUCUACCAAGUCCUAGUAGCACAUUAAGGUCCCAGUUCCUUGGUUGAUGCUCACCAGUGUAGCCUUUAUUUUUAAUUUAAGAGAAGCUGGUCAAUAUGAGAAAAAAUCAUCUCUAUGAAUAUGCUUAAAUCUGUCUUUCUUGAUAUUCUAAUUUUCAAUAGCAUUUUAGAGGCCAAAAAUAGUUUGCUAUAGAAUUCUUUUUCUGAAACAAUCAUAUCAUCUGUGCUUCAAAUUUUGUACUGGAGGAGCAAUUUAAGUGAAUACCACUAUCUAAUAGAUUCUUAUGUUUGUACAUAGCAGUGAUGUCAGUAUGUUUUACAAACCUAUUUCACCCUGGUAGAUGCUGUAAAUCCUCAGUCAUCAAAAUUUAAAUCUAGCAAUUGGUAACGAAGAAAUUAUUCUUUCAAAUCACGUAUUUAACUAUCGCUAGAAAUGAAGCAAACUAUCUUCUGCUUAAGUUGCAAAUUUUGUUCUGUUGGUUGUUAGAUUCAAUUUUGUCAGUACUUUUUCUCUUUAUAUAUAAAA